Eubalaena glacialis (North Atlantic right whale) is the source of this 2078-nucleotide messenger RNA. It is a transcript of the gene KCND3, whose product is annotated as potassium voltage-gated channel subfamily D member 3. Bases 111 to 2078 code for a protein of 655 amino acids. Gene Ontology annotation, biological process: potassium ion export across plasma membrane; protein homooligomerization. The transcript is spliced from 7 exons. NCBI's taxonomy places the organism in Eukaryota, Metazoa, Chordata, Mammalia, Artiodactyla, Balaenidae. Gene Ontology annotation, molecular function: protein binding; A-type (transient outward) potassium channel activity. Gene Ontology annotation, cellular component: voltage-gated potassium channel complex; neuronal cell body; membrane. The record is from RefSeq and is a predicted model, not a curated record.
GGACUCACUGGUUCUCCGCUCUCUCCUCCUGUCUCCAGGGGUCGCUGAACUAACUCUCAAGCUGGUGUGCGGGGUGGCGGAGCAGUGGCCGCCCAAGAGCUGGAGUCACCAUGGCGGCCGGAGUCGCAGCCUGGCUGCCCUUCGCGCGGGCUGCGGCCAUUGGGUGGAUGCCGGUGGCCAACUGCCCCAUGCCCCUCGCCCCGGCAGACAAGAACAAGCGGCAGGAUGAACUGAUCGUCCUCAACGUGAGCGGGCGGAGGUUCCAGACGUGGCGGACCACGCUGGAGCGCUACCCGGACACACUGCUGGGCAGCACGGAGAAGGAGUUCUUCUUCAACGAGGACACCAAGGAGUACUUCUUCGACCGGGAUCCAGAAGUGUUCCGCUGCGUCCUCAACUUCUAUCGCACAGGCAAGCUGCACUACCCACGCUACGAGUGCAUCUCCGCCUACGACGACGAGCUGGCUUUCUAUGGCAUCCUGCCCGAGAUCAUUGGCGACUGCUGUUACGAGGAGUACAAGGACCGCAAGAGGGAGAACGCCGAGCGGCUCAUGGACGACAACGACUCGGAGAACAACCAGGAGUCCAUGCCCUCCCUCAGCUUCCGCCAGACCAUGUGGCGGGCCUUCGAGAACCCGCACACCAGCACGCUGGCCUUGGUCUUCUACUACGUGACUGGCUUCUUCAUUGCCGUCUCGGUCAUCACCAACGUGGUGGAGACGGUGCCGUGUGGCACGGUGCCGGGGAGCAAGGAGCUGCCGUGUGGCGAGCGCUACUCGGUGGCCUUCUUUUGUCUGGACACCGCCUGCGUCAUGAUCUUCACGGUGGAGUACCUCCUCCGGCUGUUCGCGGCGCCCAGCCGCUACCGCUUCAUCCGCAGCGUGAUGAGCAUCAUCGACGUGGUGGCCAUCAUGCCCUACUACAUCGGCCUGGUAAUGACCAACAAUGAGGACGUGUCGGGCGCCUUCGUCACGCUUCGGGUCUUCCGCGUCUUCAGGAUCUUCAAGUUCUCCCGCCACUCCCAGGGCUUGCGGAUCCUGGGCUACACCCUGAAGAGCUGUGCCUCUGAGCUCGGCUUCCUCCUCUUCUCCCUCACCAUGGCCAUCAUCAUCUUUGCCACUGUGAUGUUUUAUGCCGAGAAGGGCUCCUCUGCCAGCAAGUUCACGAGCAUCCCGGCCUCUUUUUGGUACACCAUCGUCACCAUGACCACACUGGGAUAUGGAGAUAUGGUGCCCAAGACGAUUGCAGGGAAGAUCUUCGGCUCUAUCUGUUCCCUGAGCGGUGUCCUCGUCAUUGCCCUGCCGGUCCCUGUGAUCGUUUCCAACUUCAGCCGGAUUUACCACCAGAAUCAGAGAGCUGAUAAACGCAGGGCACAAAAGAAGGCCCGCCUUGCCAGGAUCCGUGUGGCCAAAACAGGGAGCUCCAAUGCCUACCUGCACAGCAAGCGCAAUGGACUCCUCAACGAGGCACUGGAGCUGAUGGGCACCCCGGAAGGAGAGCACAUGGGCAAGACCACGUCACUCAUCGAGAGCCAGCACCAUCACCUGCUGCACUGCCUGGAAAAAACCACUGGGUUGUCCUAUCUUGUGGAUGAUCCCCUGUUAUCUGUACGAACCUCCACCAUCAAGAACCACGAGUUUAUAGAUGAACAGAUGUUUGAGCAGAACUGCAUGGAGAGUUCAAUGCAGAACUACCCAUCCACACGGAGUCCCUCACUGUCCAGCCACCCGGGCCUCACGACCACCUGCUGCUCCCGUCGUAGUAAGAAAACCACACACCUGCCCAAUUCCAACCUACCGGCCACCCGCCUGCGUAGCAUGCAAGAGCUCAGCACGAUCCACAUCCAGGGCAGCGAGCAGCCCUCCCUCACUACCAGUCGUUCCAGCCUUAAUUUGAAAGCAGACGACGGACUGAGACCAAACUGCAAAACAUCCCAGAUCACCACAGCCAUCAUCAGCAUUCCUACUCCCCCAGCGCUAACCCCAGAGGGGGAAGGUCGGCCACCCCCUGCCAGCCCAGGCUCCAACACGAACAUUCCUGCCAUAGCCAGCAAUGUUGUCAAGGUCUCCGCCUUGUAA